UAUUUACUGGAGUAUAUACAUUAGUAUAGUACCGUUCGGAACAACCAAUUAACGUUAAACAACCAACGAGAAAAUAAAGUAGUAGGAUCAGGAGAGAGACAUAUGUAGGAGAAGCUGUGAGAGAGAGAGAGAGAGAGAGAGAGAGAGAGAGAUGGAUACGAUUAUGAGCUAUAGUAUGAUGGAAUUUAAGAAUGAUUUAAAGAAGAAAGUAAGGUUUUAUAGAUAGACCCCUCCCCCCCCUAUGUAAUAAGUAGGUUGCCAAAGAAAGGAAGAGAGAGAGAGAGAGAGAGAGAGAGAGAGAGAUAUGGAUUGUUAAUUACAACUACAGGGUGAGGAGGAUGCUUCCUCAAACUUCCCUCGUCCAUGUUCCAUAAACACUCAUCCAUAUAAUCCCUUUACCGAUUAUUCCAUCCCCAUGUCCAUGUAGAGAGAGAAAGUAUUUAGAGACAGAGAGAGAGUAUUUGUGGCCGGAAAUCCACUCUUCACGAAAAGAAAUGUGGGAUCUAAACGACUCGCCUGAUCAGAUACGGGGCGAAGAAUCCUUGGGCGACAACAAGGGUAAACGGGUCGGAUCCCAGUCCAAUUCCAGCUCGUCGGCGGUGGUGAUCGAGGAGGGUUCAGAAGAGGAAGAAGAAGAAGAAGAAGAUGAUGAUGAAGAAGGGGAGAGAACCGGCGGGCGAAAACGGAGCAGCAGUGCCAUAUUCGGGUUCUCGGGUCCCGACCGGGACGACAGUCGGGUCACCCGGCAGUUUUUCCCAAUGGAGGAUCAGGAAACGGAGACCACACCCGCCGGGGGUUCCAAUUUCCCCAGGGCUCACUGGGUUGGGGUUAAAUUCUGCCAGUCUGACCAUCCCGCCGCCGGCGCAGUCGUCGUCGCCGCCGGCGCUCAGCCUCUGAGGAAGAGCCGCCGUGGUCCGCGUUCUAGGAGCUCUCAGUACAGAGGAGUUACGUUUUACCGGCGGACUGGCCGGUGGGAGUCUCACAUAUGGGACUGUGGGAAACAAGUUUAUUUGGGUGGAUUUGAUACUGCACACGCGGCUGCACGAGCAUAUGAUAGGGCAGCCAUCAAGUUUCGCGGCAUGGAGGCUGACAUCAAUUUCAGCCUUGAAGACUAUGAGGAAGACUUGAAACAAAUGAAUGCAUUAACAAAGGAGGAAUUCGUGCAUGUGCUUCGCAGACAAAGUACUGGGUUUCCAAGAGGAAGCUCGAGAUAUAGAGGCGUAACAUUACACAAAUGUGGAAGAUGGGAGGCCAGAAUGGGCCAGUUCUUGGGCAAAAAGUCUGUCUAUUUGGGUCUCUUUGAUACUGAGAUUGAAGCUGCUAGGGCAUAUGAUAAGGCUGCAAUCAAGUGUAACGGCAAGGAGGCAGUGACCAACUUUGAUCCCAGCAGCUAUAAAGAUGAGCUUAACUCUACUGAAUAUUCGCUCAACGCCCCGGAUCACAAUCUCGAUUUGAGUUUGGGCAGUUCGACCUCCAAACAAAAAGGCCGAGAAUCGAAUCCGAGUCAAACUGCUACGCCUUUCGAAGCCAAUUGGCGGAAUCAAGGAUUUAGGCCCGAGCUCAAUAUGCAACAAGACCUGUAUCGAAAUGGGUACAACGAGAGCGAAACCAUGCUGCUUUUGAGCCAAACUCACAUCCAAUCUCCAAGCUCACUUAAGGCAAACCAUGAAGUGAACAACAACAGACUUGGGCAAUUCAAGAGAGGGGGGGAACCCCCACCACUCCACCUGUUUCCACCACAGCUCAGCCCGUCGAAUUAUCAAGUCUGUAUCUCAAGUUAUGCCUCUUUAAUGUUUCAGAUUCAUCAGUGUCCCAGCAGCAGCAAUGGAGGAGAUCACCUUUCCCUAUCUACAAAUUGGCAGCUCAAUCCUCCUCCUCCUCCUUCUCCUUCCCAACUGUAUGCAACUGCUGCUGCAGCAUCAUCAGGAUUCCCACAGCAGAAUUUCACAAGACCCCCUCACAAUUUCCUCCAGGAAAAUGGUUUCCACUCUCUAAUCAGACCCUCUUGAGUCUUGACCCUUUCUAUUACAUUUCCCAAUGUAUCAAACAUUGCCUUAGUUUUUACAGUAGUAUUUUUUUGUGAGCAUGUAAAGAUAAAAUUUUGUUAAUACAGGUUCAAAUAUUUUAGGGCUCA
Rhododendron vialii is the source of this 2134-nucleotide messenger RNA. Its product is annotated as floral homeotic protein APETALA 2-like. Gene Ontology annotation, molecular function: DNA-binding transcription factor activity; DNA binding. NCBI's taxonomy places the organism in Eukaryota, Viridiplantae, Streptophyta, Magnoliopsida, Ericales, Ericaceae. The transcript has 10 exons. Gene Ontology annotation, biological process: regulation of DNA-templated transcription. The record is from RefSeq and is a predicted model, not a curated record. Bases 495 to 2009 code for a protein of 504 amino acids.